Molecule: messenger RNA, 950 nt
Organism: Camponotus floridanus (Florida carpenter ant)
Lineage: Eukaryota; Metazoa; Arthropoda; Insecta; Hymenoptera; Formicidae
Product: general transcription factor 3C polypeptide 6
Exons: 4
Coding region: 227-829 (200 amino acids)
Biological process (GO): transcription by RNA polymerase III
Cellular component (GO): transcription factor TFIIIC complex
Source: RefSeq, a predicted model, not a curated record
UUAACAAAGUACCGCAAUUUUGAUCUCAAUAAGAUAAGAUGGAGCAAAAAUGGCGUCCGAUGGUGCAGAUAGUGCACACUUUGUGUAGCUAUCUAUACUAAGUGCAAUUUUUCUAACCUUGAUCCUGGUUUAUCCUGUGUCCUGUUGUGUGUGAGAUUCACUUCACAUAGUAUGAAUUAUUUAGGGUUAUUGCAUCCGUACGUGUAAACAAGAAUUCAUAACAAAGAUGCAAUCCGACGAUGAAUUGCUAGAAGAUGAGGAAGAAAUGCUCGUUUACGUAGAAUUCGAGGGACUUAUUGGUAGCAAUGUAUUUAAUAGUAAGGAACUUCAAUUAGAUAUGAUUGGAAUAGACACGGAGCAUCCUAUAAUGCAAAUUAAUGGACGGUUUUAUGAGGGAUCUUACGAAGACGUUGUGGGUACUUACAUGUUCUUUGAAAAAGAUGAUAAUCCUCAUGUGGAGGAUGUUGUAUUCGACAAAGUGCCGACUCUAAAAUAUUUUGCCAAAACAAGGAAAAUACUAAAGAUGCAGAGAGUUUUUACAAAAUCAAGAGCCGGGGUUUUUGGUAAUUCCGAACAUGAUAGUUGUAUUCCAAAUAUUGAUACUUUAUCACAAGCAGGUGUGCCUCCGAAGUAUCAAGAGGAAGCCCUCCAAUAUUGGAAUAAGAUACGUGAUGAUAAACUAGAAGAAUUAAGUGCAUUUUUGGAGAAACAAAAAAUUAGAGAAGAAAAAAAAGCCAAAGGUAUUUUGCUAGAUUCGGAGUCUGACGAAGAUAAUUACUUUAUACCAGAUCAAAUCAAAGAAAAGUCAGAAAAAACUGAUUGUACAUGAAAACUCAUUUAUUUGUGUCUGAAAAAGUAAAUUCUCUAAUCAUUCUUUAACCACUAAUAUGUUGAAAGCUCCUAAUUUUGAUAAAUUUAUUUUUAAGGACGUAAUAUCAAGAAUAUAUGAG